Messenger RNA from Oncorhynchus keta (chum salmon), 2362 nucleotides. RefSeq names its product ras-related GTP-binding protein C-like. The transcript is spliced from 7 exons. Lineage: Eukaryota; Metazoa; Chordata; Actinopteri; Salmoniformes; Salmonidae. The record is from RefSeq and is a predicted model, not a curated record. Gene Ontology annotation, cellular component: lysosome; Gtr1-Gtr2 GTPase complex; nucleus. Gene Ontology annotation, molecular function: GTPase activity; GTP binding. Gene Ontology annotation, biological process: positive regulation of TOR signaling; cellular response to amino acid stimulus; cellular response to starvation. The coding region runs from base 243 to 1388 and encodes 381 amino acids.
UCCAAUUAGAUUCGGAGGUGGUUCAAGAGCAGGGUUUUCGGCGAAAAGGAAACAUAGGGGACCCGAAGAUCUAAAGGAUAAGGGAGACUAUUACAACACACUCUGGAUUUGCAAGUAACUGAUGCAUUUAAACUGUAUUUUACGUUUUAUCGGCGGUGUGGAAGGAUCUGUCGGUAAAAGCAGGACUGCGUAAAACUAAUAGGGUGAGGGGGGAUUGGGGAAGCGAGAGUUGUUGGGUCAAAAUGUCGAUUCAGUACGAAGUGGAACCGUUGGCAGACAGCUACGGGGUUGCGGACUCGUUUCCCAAAGAUUUUGGAUAUGGAGAAGAGGAGGCCGACAUCGAGGAUAGCCCAACUCCAUCUGACAGCAAACCUAGAAUUCUGUUAAUGGGUUUGCGAAGAAGUGGCAAGUCGUCAAUACAGAAGGUGGUAUUCCACAAAAUGUCUCCUAACGAGACGUUGUUCCUGGAGAGCACCAACAAGAUCUACAAGGACGACAUCUCCAGUAGCUCGUUUGUCAACUUCCAGAUCUGGGACUUCCCGGGUCAAGUGGACUUCUUCGACCCCACCUUUGACUACGAGAUGAUCUUCAGAGGCACGGGGGCUUUGAUAUUCGUCAUUGACGCACAGGAUGACUAUGUGGAGGCGUUGGGCAGACUCCACCUCACCGUGUCGCGGGCCUACAGGGUCAACCCUGAGAUUAACUUUGAGGUGUUCAUCCACAAAGUGGACGGCCUCUCCGACGACCACAAGAUCGAGACCCAGAGGGACAUCCACCAGAGAGCCAACGACGACCUGGCAGACGCCAGCUUAGAGAAGCUUCACCUCAGUUUCUAUUUGACAAGUAUCUAUGACCACUCAAUAUUUGAGGCCUUCAGUAAAGUGGUUCAGAAGCUUAUCCCACAGCUGCCAACACUGGAAAACCUUCUAAACAUCUUUAUAUCUAACUCCGGCAUAGAGAAGGCCUUUCUGUUCGACGUGGUCAGUAAGAUCUACAUCGCCACAGACAGUAGUCCGGUGGACAUGCAGUCUUAUGAGCUGUGCUGUGACAUGAUCGACGUGGUUAUAGAUGUCUCCUGCAUCUAUGGUCUGAAGGAGGAUGGCAGUGGUAGUGCCUACGACAAGGAGUCCAUGGCUAUCAUCAAGCUGAACAACACCACAGUCCUCUACCUGAAAGAGGUCACCAAGUUCCUGGCGUUGGUCUGCAUCCUCCGAGAGGAGAGCUUUGAGCGCAAAGGCUUGAUAGACUACAACUUCCACUGUUUCCGGAAGGCCAUCCACGAGGUGUUUGAGGUGGGCGUUUCCACACCGUGGACGGGCUCCCAGGCGGCCGGCACGCCCUGCACCAAGGCUGUGACACUCAACGGCACGCCCCGGAGCACUGUCUAAACACAAAUAGACAGACGGAGAGAGGAUGGGAAAGGACAGAAAGAUAGAAAAGAAAGAUGGGGAGUGAUCGUGCGGAAAAGACUAAUGGAUUGGGGUUUUCAGUAAACCAAUCAUAACUCUCGCACCCAGAUCCUAAAAAUCACAGGAAGAGGUCUAGAGCUAAAAAUUCAAAUGAAGAGUCAGGGCUGAACCCGACGCUCAGAGGGUAAGGAGGACUGCGAGCUUACAAAGCUAGGAUGAAAGGGAAACUGAAUGCAGAGAUACUAGGAACAUUCGUACAUUUCGUGUGAAUGCAAGGCAUUGUUUUCCGCUGUUUGCCACGAGUAAAAACGGCUAAAUGAAAGUCCAACACGACUGGUAUACGUAAGCAAAAGCGUAUUUGUUAUUUGGGAACUUUCAGUGAGAGAGGCCUCACGUGCUUCAAGUCCCAAGAGACCUGAAGAAGCUUGGUAAUAUCGUUGUCUGUUUUAGCUGCUGGUUCAUCCAUGUGAAGAAGUACUUAAAAAAACAAAAUGUAAACGUUGAUGUAACCCUCGAUAAGGAGAAGAAACUGCAUAGGCUGUAACGGGGAUCAGUAUAGUUGUGUAACCCUGUGCAGACUUAUGGGUCGAAGUCUCUAAGAAAUGCUUGGUGUUUAUCCAAAACGCACAUGGUAACACUUUCUCAAGGCCUUAUUUAGAUAGAAAUAUCACUACUCACCCGCCUGUAUGCUGCCCAAGACUUUGCUUUUGGUUUCAUUCAUUCUGAAGAAAACAGGGUUCCUCAAGAGUGCAAAAGGGAUUGUAGUGUCCACUUUUUCUGCUUCUGUUCUGUGUGUGUGUCUGGAAAAGAGGAUAGUUGGGGAUUAUGGAUUCAUGACUGCCCCAUGUUGAUUUGCCAGUGCAGGCCCUAUGCUCAAAGUUGCUGUAGUGUCAUACUGUAUAAUGCUAUGCCAUGUUGGAAAAUUGAGCUAAAGAAUAAACCUGUUACCAGUG